GAGAGCGGGGCGGCAUCCCAAGCGGAAGGUGGUGGUUGUGGGUUCUGAAGCUCGUUUGAAAGUGGGGGUCGGGUGAGGCCGUCGUUGUUUGUCGCGGUGGCCCCCCUUCCGGGGUAGACCGUUCCUGCCCGCCCCUGCCCCGCCUCCCUUCGGACACUUGGGUGUCAGUCCCGGCUCUCCGCCAGCGUCCCUCUUGCCCGCCGCACCUCGCUGUCGCUUCGGACAGCUCUGCGGCCCGGGCAACCACCAUGUCGCUGCACGGCAAACGGAAGGAGAUCUACAAGUAUGAAGCGCCCUGGACCGUCUACGCCAUGAACUGGAGCGUGCGGCCUGACAAGCGCUUUCGCCUGGCUCUGGGCAGCUUCGUGGAGGAGUACAACAACAAGGUACAGCUUGUUGGAUUAGAUGAGGAGAGUUCAGAAUUUAUUUGCCGAAAUACCUUUGACCAUCCAUACCCCACCACAAAGCUCAUGUGGAUCCCUGACACCAAAGGAGUCUAUCCAGAUCUGCUGGCAACAAGCGGCGACUAUCUACGUGUGUGGAGGGUUGGUGAAACAGAGACAAGGCUGGAAUGUUUGCUAAAUAAUAACAAGAAUUCGGAUUUCUGUGCCCCCCUGACUUCCUUUGACUGGAAUGAGGUGGAUCCUUAUCUUUUGGGUACCUCAAGCAUCGACACAACUUGCACCAUCUGGGGGCUGGAGACUGGGCAGGUGUUGGGGCGAGUGAAUCUUGUGUCUGGCCAUGUGAAAACCCAGCUGAUUGCCCAUGACAAAGAGGUGUAUGAUAUUGCGUUUAGCCGAGCUGGAGGCGGCAGGGACAUGUUUGCCUCUGUGGGUGCUGAUGGCUCGGUCCGAAUGUUUGAUCUCCGCCAUCUGGAGCACAGCACCAUCAUUUAUGAAGACCCGCAGCAUCACCCUCUGCUUCGUCUCUGCUGGAACAAACAGGACCCAAACUACCUGGCUACUAUGGCCAUGGAUGGAAUGGAGGUGGUGAUUCUGGAUGUCCGAGUUCCUUGCACACCUGUUGCCAGGUUAAACAACCACCGAGCAUGUGUCAAUGGUAUUGCUUGGGCCCCACAUUCAUCUUGCCACAUCUGCACUGCAGCGGAUGACCAUCAGGCUCUCAUCUGGGACAUCCAGCAAAUGCCCCGAGCCAUCGAGGACCCUAUUCUGGCCUACACAGCUGAAGGAGAGAUCAACAAUGUGCAGUGGGCAUCCACUCAGCCUGACUGGAUCGCCAUUUGCUACAACAACUGCCUGGAGAUCCUCAGAGUGUAGUGUUGGUGGCGACUUACCCACAUGGCUGGGGCUUGUGUGUUUCCCACCUCGGCCCCACUCCAAGUAAGAAGAAACAUAUUUCCAGUGGCCAGUAUGUCAUUCUUUGCUUUGCACCCACUGUUUCCAGAAGCUGCUCUGUGAGUGUCUGGCCAGUCACUUGACAUUCUUUGUGCCAGACUCAGUGCUGUGUGGUUUCUCCUCGGCCCAGAGCUGAGUUUUAACAUUUCUCUCUCAUUUCUUUUUUCCUUUGUUUCUUCAAUUAAAUAUGUCUAUGUAUUUGUUUGUCAGCUGUUGUUAAUGAGCAGUACAAGCACUGGCUCUGUUUGUAUCCAUCUGCCCCAGUGUCUGUUUGCUGCCAAAGGCAGUGGUUCAUAUCUUGUCCCUGUCUGUGUUCGUGUUAGCACUUAAGUGGGAACAAAUACCAACUUGAAGUAGUCUUUCCUCCUAAGUGUCAGUGUCUUUAACAAAUCUCAACUUUGUAUAUUUUUUAUCUAUCAGGCUAAUUUUUUAAUGAAAGUAAUAUUGCUCUUCUGGUUUCUUCUUUGGUUUUUAUAGUCCCUUUGUUUUGCAUCUUUCUCUCUUUUCUCAGUGCCUGGAGCAGGCACUGGAUCCUUGACCCUGUGCACAGUUUGCCUUCCGGCGUCAUUGCUGGAGUGGCACAUGCCUGACCAGGAGUCCCAAACCACUCUGGUGCUCUGAAGUCCACCAACUCACCAAUAUUUUUUCACUGCAUCUCUUCUCAAGGCUCUUUUGGGCUCACAGGAAAGACAAGCUCCUCUGUCUGGCUUCACGGGUGUCUUCUAGGCAUUUGCUAGAGCUGAGCUAAGCAGCUGAUUGGGGUAGUGGGGCAGGCUGGAGAGGAAUCACUUCAGGAAAGCUGAACUUAGAGCAUGGAUACAGUACAGAGUUUCAGAGUUUGGUUUUCCCUUUAGUUAUAAAUCCCAGGCCACUCCAUUCUGGGACUUGUAUGAUAAGCAAGAAAGAUCUCUAAGCUGAACUUUGGUGUUUCGGUUUAUUGAGUUUCCUGUGGCUGGUGGAAUAUUGGUCCCUCUUUGGAUUGAGUGCUCUGAGUGAGAGUCUUUCUGAGAGGAAAAGACACUCUGACACUGUAUGAGUUCUUCAGAAACAGAGAGACAGGCAGCUGUUUUGGGGGGUGGACUAACUGGAUGUGAUACCCUGAGACAUCAAGUAACUAGCUUCAGAAGAAUCAUAGGCCCCAGAGUCAGUCCAAGAAAAAGUCUACUCACCCCUGUCAAACUCCUCAUCCCUUCUUUCUGAGCAGUAUUGAACUUGUAGUCUUCUGUUACUUGUUGACUUACAGGCUGCAAGUGUCUUUUUCCGUUACAUAAAUAGGUUUCAUGGAGGGGACUUACAUGUAAUUCUGAUUUUAGAUGAGUUCUUGGGGGGAGCAGAAUUUGGGACUUACACUGAAAAGAGUUUGCCUGGCUUAUCAUGCUGUGUCUAAGUGCCUGAAGGUUUUUGGGACCUUCUGAGUUGUUCAUCUGAGAUUAGGAGGGUAGUAAGCCUACAGCCAAUGGUUUUGUUCACCUAGGCUCUCACCUGCUUAAGAAAUAAGUUAACUGUAUUCUUCUGGCUCUUUAAACUUUUCUGGCAGAGUCUUUCCUUUCCACAACUGAUGUAGUUUUAUAGCAGAAGUCAUAGCUUGCUCUACUACACGGAGGCUUAUCCCAAAGGAAAAGAUUUUAUUGUUGGGGUAUUUCUCCCUUUGAGCAUCUUCGUUGCUCUUUUUGUUGUGGGAUUCUGGGUGGCCAUCUGCUGCAUUUACCACCAGAUUUUCACUGCAUUGAUUGGAGAUAUAAAGCAAGCAGUUUGUGGUCAGACCCUUCCUCUGCUUUUAAUUGUGUUUAAUGGUGAUUAUAGGGACUUCCUCUCAGAGGGGAGUAAGUUCGGCUGAUAGCUGCUGUCCUAGGCGGCCCCACUUCUUUCUGUGGAGAAGUUCUUUGAUGGGAGUUGAUAUGGUUAGCAGUGGCUGGACCUGCAGGGUGGGCAUGGGGGGCUGGUCCCCUGAGUUCUUAGUGGACUUAAUCCUGGUCUGAGUGGCAAGGAGAUUUGUCAACUGAAACUCGAAAAACAUUAAUUCAGAAAAUUAAUUAGCAGUGGCUAUUUGCAUAGAUUUGAAUGAUGAAUUUUCCCCUUGGCCUGUGGACUCCCAGACUUAUCAUGCUUCUUUAGGCCCUUCAGUGUAGUCCUGUUCCUCUGCACCUAUCUGCAGCCCAGGUGAGACUCUCUGCUCCUUCAGCAAACCCAUAUGUGCCCACAGGUUUUAGGUUCUGGUAUUUUGAAGUCCCAGCUCUCACCUUCUCUUUAUACAAACAGAUGGCCUGUUGCCUGAGGAAGAAAUUUCUAUAGUCUCAAGAUAUGGAGCCUCUAACUGGCUGUUCUCCAGAAACAGAUCUGUUGUAGUUUCAAAAGCAAGCUGAAGAGCUCCCAUCUGCUUUCCUCAAACAGGUUGUAGGGCUUGCUGUGGGGGCACCUCUGGUUUUGGGGCAGCUGUGAUGCCCCCUUUGAUGCCCUUAACAGGCCAAGCCAUGGGUACAAACAGACCUGCUCUGCUGAACAGCAGAAGGCUGGAUCAGUUAGGCCUGAGAACCUAACGGUAUGAGUCCAGGGCAUUUACACACGUUGAGUUUUUACACUCUAGGGGUUAGGACCUCUCCUUCCAAGGAAGAACUAACCUGCAAGGUUAAGACUUAAAGAGGGCUAUAUUUGAUCACUGAAUGACAACUUCACAUCAAAUCCAGGAUCAGCUCCCAGAGAAUCGGCUAAGACUCAAUAAAAACGUAAAAAUUCAGAGUCCUACAAUGUUUUGCCAAAACUUGUAUCUGAAAUGUUGUAAGAUUUAGGAAGUAGGAAAAGUCAGUGGUAUUUCUUUGGAUUAAGGGAGGAAAUAUUAAAAGGCACGUAAGGUCUCAGGUGGGGAACCAUUCAGAUUUGUAUGACUGCAGAGUGCAUACAUGCCCUCAGCCUGGUCACCCUUCUUAGAAUAUUAAUCAGGCAUCUGUGGUGCUGGGGAACUGUGAGACAUAGUGACAGCUCAGGGAAGGAAACCCUUUCUGCAGCAGGCAACGGUAAGUGAAAAUCUGCAAGCAUUGGGUGUCCCAUAGCCAUUCCAGAUCAUAGUUAUCAUUAGUUGUAGGUUUGUACAGAGGUGGUAAACAGUCAUGUAGACCUUAACUGCUUUUUUUUUUUUCUUUCUUGCAUUGUUACACUGUAGAACUUUCUCCUUGCUGUGACAUGGUCCUGAAUUCCUAGGCUUAAGGACAUACUGGAGCUCCAGGGUUUACCAAACAAGGAAGGGCAGCCCAGAAUUGCAUCUCCACUUUCCUCACUUUGAGAAUAUGAUAGUUCCUCUGACUUCUGGCUUGGGAAAAGGGGUACCAUUGAAGUAGAAUCCUUUGAGCACACUUUUCCCUUUACUCUAGGAUGAAGGAGGAGGGCUAUACUUGGGACUUAGGUUGGGUUUUCUGGAAGAGAGCUGAGCUAAGCAAAGUCACCAUGAGUUAUAGCCUAGGCUUUUUGGCAGUUAUCGUCUCUGCCCUGGCUACAAAGGCACCAAGAGUGUCUUGUGUUGCGGAGCCUUUUCCACUGCACCCACCUGUACCCUCUCCUCUUCCCACUGUUACUGUUGCUGCUAAUGGUCAAAGUCAAAUGUGUGGCCACAUGGGAUGGGUUAGAUCCUGUUGGGCUACUUUCUGGAUGUCAUUUUUUUUUUUACAAUGUGGAAACAUAUAGGUGCCUUUCUAAAGAGGCUUGGACUGGUAUGUCAAACCAGGAACAAAUAAGCUAAGAAAGUUUGAACUCCAGAAGGAAGAUACUGACAGUGUGUGACAGCUGGAGAAUGUACAAGCACCCACCUUUGGGACAACCCAGUGAAGAUGAACUUGUGGUAUCUACUAUUGAAAGAAAUGUUCAUGCUUUGGGUUGUGUUAUAAAAAUUGUUCAACUGAAGCUUCAGAUUACUUUAGUCCAGUAUGAAUCACUUGCUUUGGUUCCUUGUAUUUUAUGGCCCCUCUGUCAGUGACUUUCCCUCAUCCCCUCUUUGAGUGUGAAUUUGUAGCAUGAUUGUAUAAACCUCUAUGUAGAAGAUGGAGAUUUCUUGUUCUCUGAAAUGUUAAGCUCUAACCUCUGUGCCCUUUAGCCUAGUGUGUCUAAACUUACUUUCUUGUUACAUAUUUAAACUUUCCCUCUGUCCCAUAGGUUUUGUGGCAUCCCCUGGUCAGAUGGAGAGGAAGCUGCUCCUUGCCGAACUGUACUGUAACCAUUUUCUCUUAUAAAUAUUAUUUUCACAGGACUGAUUGUACACAGGGCUUGUAAUAAAAUUUUAACACUGUGCUGUGAAACCACGCAGAGGAAUCUCCACUGACGGCACUACGAAGGCACCUGAAAGUGGAGUCUUCUUUCUAUGACUUUUAUUUCAUUUCCUAAAUACAUUAAACCUAAUUUUCACCCUUUCAUUUUGUUUCAGCCUCCUGUAUAAGAAGUACUGUAUUUUCUGCCCAUCAUACUUUGUAAUAAAAUUUGAACAUAUGUAGAUGAA
Cavia porcellus (domestic guinea pig) is the source of this 5835-nucleotide messenger RNA. It is a transcript of the gene Dcaf7, whose product is annotated as DDB1 and CUL4 associated factor 7. Gene Ontology annotation, cellular component: nucleus. The coding region runs from base 249 to 1277 and encodes 342 amino acids. The record is from RefSeq and is a predicted model, not a curated record. NCBI's taxonomy places the organism in Eukaryota, Metazoa, Chordata, Mammalia, Rodentia, Caviidae. Gene Ontology annotation, molecular function: protein binding. The transcript has 7 exons.